AUGUCUAUGGGACUGAGAUCGCCGAACACGGUCAUCGCAAGGAGAUUAGAUGCUAUUAUUCUCGUAGGCUUAGUUUUUCUUUCUUGCAUGUCCGAUGGUGCAUCCCGUGGACAUCUUUUUGGGGCUGGUGCACUACGUCGGAGCCUCACUGAUACUACGAACCGAAAAGUAUUUGACGUCACAGCCUUCGGUGCUAAGCCUGAAUCCGGAAAAGGUCGACAAAUGAAAGAGCUUCCUGGCGGUGGAGAUCCAACUAAACCACAACCUGAUGAUGGCGGCGACGGGGAUGACAAUGAUACUGGAAUGGCAUUCAUUAAGACGUGGGUGGCCGCAUGCAGAGGAGAGUACAAGGGUCCAGCAAAGGUUGUUGUUCCAAAGGGCACAUUUUUGAUUGGACCUGUGGUGUUCCAAGGCCCUUGCACCAGCUCCAAGGAGCCAAUCAUGGUGGAAAUUCAGGGAGAGGUGAAAGCCACCACCGAUUUGAGUGAUUACACCUCUCCUGAAUGGAUCACGUUCGAAAAUGUUGACGGUCUGAUCGUCACGGGCGACGGAGUUAUGAAUGGUCAAGGCGAGAAAACAUGGAACGGAAAUGGCUGCGAUAAGGACGACUGCCCCCAUGCCCCAUCCAACAUGAAAUUCAUCAAGGUUAAGAAUGCACUUAUAGAGAAGAUCACAUCCUUGAACAGCAAGUACUUCCAUUACCACAUCACCGUCUCCAGCAGAGUUACCAUAGACAGUGUGCACAUCACUGCUCCCGGCGAAAGCCCUAACACCGACGGCUGCCACAUCAGUGAUUCCGACAAUGUUAAAGUGAUCAACAGCAUCAUUGGAACCGGAGACGACUGCGUUUCCAUCGGCAAGGGUGCCCGCCAAAUCACCGUCAACAACGUUACUUGCGGCCCUGGCCAUGGCAUCAGUGUUGGAAGUCUUGGAAAAUACAAGAACGAACAACCCGUGGUUGGUGUUACUGUGACCAACUGCAAACUGGUGAACACAACCAACGGCGCCAGAAUCAAAACUUGGGCCAACAACUACGGAGGAGACGCAAGCGGAAUUACAUUCGAUAACCUCGUCAUGGAGCAUGUGAAAGCCCCAAUCGUCAUCGAUCAAAGCUAUGGAACCAAGAAAGAUCCGAAAAACCCUAACGCCGGAAAGCAAUCCCUGUAUAAGCUCCAUGAUAUUCACUUCAGAAACAUUAAGGGCACCUCGUCGCAAAACGUUGCCAUGUCACUGGCAUGCAGCGCUACAAAACCUUGUGAGGGGGUUGAGUUGAGCGAGAUCGACAUUUCCUACGGAGGCGCCAGCAACUCCAAAAAGACGGACAUUGCAUCGGAAUGUUACAACGCAAAGGUUACAACUAAGGGCAAAAUAAAUCCAGCAGCACCAGCUUGCAAAUAA
Molecule: messenger RNA, 1398 nt
Organism: Fragaria vesca subsp. vesca
Lineage: Eukaryota; Viridiplantae; Streptophyta; Magnoliopsida; Rosales; Rosaceae
Product: exopolygalacturonase clone GBGE184-like
Exons: 5
Coding region: 1-1398 (465 amino acids)
Biological process (GO): carbohydrate metabolic process
Molecular function (GO): polygalacturonase activity
Source: RefSeq, a predicted model, not a curated record